AAUCUGUCAAAAAUUUUAUCGAACCUCCUGUGCCGCGUUGUAAAGUUUAUGUAAUUUCUAAAUGAAAAUAAGUGCUAGUAUUGUAUUUAUAACCUCAUAAUAAAGUACAAUGACGCGAAGAGCCGACCCGGAUAAAUUUACUGUGACAAAACAGGCGUUACUACCCGGUAUAUUGUUCUCGUUGCUUGUGAGAUGGUGCGUGGCUGCUUAUCCUUAUUCUGGAUACAAGAAACCUCCAAUGCAUGGUGAUUUUGAAGCACAGAGACAUUGGCAAGAAAUAACAGUGCAUACGCCCGUUCUUAAAUGGUAUCAUAAUACGACGCAGAAUGAUCUGCAGUACUGGGGGUUGGACUAUCCACCAUUGACGGCAUAUCACAGCUUGCUCAUGGGGCUGGUGGCGGACUGGCUGGAACCAGAAUCAGUGCGUCUCUUUGCGUCGAGAGGUUACGAAAGCGAUUCUCAUAAGACUUUCAUGAGAUGGACUGUUUUUCUCAGUGACAUUUAUUUGUAUGUGACUGCAGUGCUGUGCAUAUGUAUUGAUGCUGAAAGAGUGCUUGGUAAAGAGCCUAAAGAACCAAAGUGUGUUCUGAAGAGAACAGACAUAUCAACCACAUUAUUUUUACUGUACCCCGGCAUUAUUCUGAUUGACUAUGGCCACUUUCAGUACAAUUGUGUGUCCCUUGGCUUCUUUUUGUGGGCAACAUUCUUUAUAAUAGCUAUUAAGAAUGAUACUUUGGCUACUAUAUUUUUUGUUUUAGCUCUGAAUUACAAGCAAAUGGAGCUGUAUCAUGCUCUGCCAUUUUUCUUCUAUUUGUUAAGGAAAUGUUUCAUAGGUAUGCCACUGGGUAGGGGCAAGCUGUCUCACUUUGUCCGCUGCUUCAACAAGCUCGCUGUGGCAGUGAUCGCUACAUUUGUAAUUGUGUGGUAUCCAUUCCUAAAAGGUUGGGAACAUAUUUUUCAGCUUGUACACAGGCUGUUCCCAUUGGAUAGAGGUAUUUUCGAGGAUAAAGUGUCCAAUGUAUGGUGUAUGGUCAAUGUGUUUAUCAAAUUGAAAACAAUUUACAGUAACCAGGAGAUGGCAAAGACUUGCCUACUGAUCACGGCUAUGGCUGCGGGUCCAGCCUGUGCCGACUUAUUCUUUAGAAUCAACAUAAAGAAGUUUGUUCCCUGUCUGAUUAAUGUGUCCCUGGCAUUCUUCUUAUUUUCAUUCCAAGUUCAUGAGAAAUCUAUUUUGUUAGCCGCUAUACCUGUGGCAUUAUAUUUCCCCGAGGACCCGUUCAUGUGUUUCUGGUUCUUACUAGUCUCUACAUUUAGUAUGCUGCCUUUAUUGCUCAAAGAUGGUCUUCUUUUACCUUUUAUUGCGAGCACUGUAAUCUAUACAUCCUUCUAUAGCAUUUGUUUGAAGUUAUCGCAGCCCAAUUCUGGAUAUUUCUCAAUUUUCAAUGCUAAUAGAGUGAAUAAGAUUGUGUAUCCGAACAAGAAGGAUUCCUCUCAUGUCUUAACCUUUUUGAGUCUUAUUUUUGUGAUAUCUGUGGUUGGUAUGGUGUUGUUAACUGUGGGUACAGUGUUUGUGAAGCCUCCUCCGCACCUGCCUCACCUCUUCCCUCUGCUCAUCUCGGCAUAUUCCUGUGUACAUUUCCUUUUCUUUUUCUUCUAUUUCUAUUAUCAACAAUUUUCUCUGCCAAUGUGCUUGCCCUGUGUCAGCCAGAAACAAAAAAGAAAGUAAUUGGGUACUUACCUACACCAAAGGACUGCCUAACUUAAGAAUUUUAAACAUUCUAGCUACAACUUAGUUAAUUUUAAGACUUUUUAUAUUCUGUAUUUUCAUACAGUCAGUGUUGUGUAGUGUUUGGUGAUUUUAAUGAACAACUUUGUUUUAUGUAAAAAUGUAUUUGUGUACCAAAAACAGCAUGUGUUUGAAAUUUUAAAAAUGUCAUUCCAAUAAAGAUUUUAAGGGAUUUGUAGAUUGCACAAA
Messenger RNA from Spodoptera frugiperda (fall armyworm), 1975 nucleotides. RefSeq names its product dolichyl pyrophosphate Man9GlcNAc2 alpha-1,3-glucosyltransferase (gene gny). Gene Ontology annotation, molecular function: dolichyl pyrophosphate Man9GlcNAc2 alpha-1,3-glucosyltransferase activity. Gene Ontology annotation, cellular component: endoplasmic reticulum membrane. The transcript has a single exon. NCBI's taxonomy places the organism in Eukaryota, Metazoa, Arthropoda, Insecta, Lepidoptera, Noctuidae. The record is from RefSeq and is a predicted model, not a curated record. Gene Ontology annotation, biological process: protein N-linked glycosylation. The coding region runs from base 110 to 1726 and encodes 538 amino acids.